AUGACUACCACCAAAGCCACCAAACCCCAAAUAAUCGACGACAAAACCGCGCACAUUCUCCCAUUUAUCCUACAUCAUCUAUCCAUCCACCAAAAAGCCCACGCGACAAGACCCUUCGUCAUCGGACUCAAUGGAAUCCAAGGAGCGGGAAAAACUACACUCGUAAAUACGCUUUAUGAAAUUCUUACUCGAGAUCAUGGAUUGGAGACGCUGGUAUUGAGUAUUGAUGAUUUGUAUUUGACGAGGGAGGAUCAGGAGAAAUUGGCGAGGGAGAAUAAGGAAAAUAAAUUGGUGAGGUUUAGAGGGGAACCGGGCACCCACGACAUCCCCCUAGCCAACGCGCUCUUCACCUCCCUCCUCCAAUCUCCCCCAAAAACAACCCACAUCCCCAUCUACGACAAAUCCCUGCACUCUGGCCUCGGCGACCGCAGCCCAAACUACCACACCGUAAACAACACAGCACAAAACCAAAAACCCAUCCAAAUAAUCAUCUUCGAAGGCUGGUGCGUAGGCUUCCGCUCACUCCCACCCACAACCAUCUCCGAAAAACACCAACAAAGUCUAUCUCUCCCCGCAAACUCCAAAAUCUACACCACCCUCCGCGACCACCCCUUAUCAUCCCUCCACUUCAUCAACCAAAAACUCCAAGCCUACGACACCCUCACAAACACCUUCAACAUAUUCAUCCACCUCGACGCCCAAGACACGCAAUACGUAUACGAAUGGCGGCAAGAGCAAGAAGAAGCUUUACGACGGAAAAAAGGGUCAGGGAUGACUGAUGAACAGGUGAAAGAAUUCGUGGAUGCCUAUUAUCCCGCUUAUGAGCUAUUUCUCGAUGUAGUGCGAGGGGGGAUUUUUAAAGGGAGAGGAGUGGAAGGGGAACUGGAAGGAGAAGAGGAAGGGGAAAAGGAAUGGGAGGGGAAACAGUUGAGAUUGGUGGUGGGGAAGGAUAGGAGGGUGGUGGAUGUAGAGACGAUUUGA
This is a messenger RNA of Sclerotinia sclerotiorum 1980 UF-70, 981 nucleotides long. RefSeq lists its product as hypothetical. The record is from RefSeq and is a predicted model, not a curated record. The transcript has 2 exons. The coding region runs from base 1 to 981 and encodes 326 amino acids. Gene Ontology annotation, cellular component: cytoplasm. NCBI's taxonomy places the organism in Eukaryota, Fungi, Ascomycota, Leotiomycetes, Helotiales, Sclerotiniaceae.